Molecule: messenger RNA, 2568 nt
Organism: Hydra vulgaris (swiftwater hydra)
Lineage: Eukaryota; Metazoa; Cnidaria; Hydrozoa; Anthoathecata; Hydridae
Source: RefSeq, a predicted model, not a curated record
CGUCCUAGGACGUGCAAAACUGGUCCUAUCGUCCGUGGCGUGCUUAGACGUCCGAGGACGUCCAACUUAGUCUAAAUUCGUCUUGAUCCAUUGCAUUCUCGUAAUUAGACAUCCGUGGACGUCCAUAGACGUCCGCAUUUGAUUUUAAUGCGCAUGCGCUUACUGAAGCUAUUUUAUCGACGUGCUUUGCUAUACUUUCCACUCGUGAUAAUCUUGUUAAUCUGUUUGAUUUAAAUUUAAAUUAUUUUAAAUUGUUCGGAAUGGAUUCAAAAAGUUAUGAAAAAAGAAUUAAGAAAAACCCUGAAAAAAGAUCCCACAGCGAGCGAACUACUUAUUGGCGAAACAUCAGAAAACAUGUUUUUGCAAUCUCACAAUCUGUUGAUGAAGAUGAGUGGGUUGAGGAGCACACUAGCACAAACGAAACUUAUUCUUUAAAAAAUUCACAGUUAUUUCCUGAGCAUCGAUCAGAAAGUGAAUCUAGUCAUGACUUGUUUUCAGAAAAUAAUUCUGCUAAGUUUAAUGAUAACAAUUGCUUGUCUGAGACAAUAAAUUUUCCUUUAAGUAAUGAUACUAAUGAUUAUGAUACUUCUAAUGAAUGCCAGUUCUCCACUUUUACUGAUGCCAGUUAUGACCAUUUACUGUCUGAACACAUUCGUAUUUGGGCUCUGCAACACCGAUGCACACAAGCUUGUGUCAAUGGUUUGUUAAACAUUUUAAGAUCUCAUGGUCAUCAACUACCUAAAGAUUCACGAUCCAUCUUGGGCACAUUAGAUAAAGUUCAAACCACAGAAUUAAAUGCUGGAGAAUAUUACUACCUCGGUAUAAGAAAAGGUCUCGAAGAUAUAUUAAAAAAUAAUAUUUAUGCUGAUAAAGAAAUUAAACUUCUGUUUAAUGUAGAUGGUCUUCCAAUUUUCAAGUCAUCUGGAUACCAGUUAUGGUUAAUAACAUCCCAAUUUUCUAACUUCAAUCCGUUUACAAUUGCGUUGUAUGGUGGGUAUGAUAAGCCAACUGCAAUUAAUUUUCUGCAUGAUUUUUCAAAAGAACUUCAGGAAUUUCAUAAUAAAACUGUUAUUUUAUGUGGAAAGUUUUAUAUUGUUUCAAUAUUUGCGAUUCCAUGUGACUCACCGGCUCGAAGUCUUUUAAAGGGAACUGUGCAACACAGUGGUUACAAUGCAUGUGAGCGUUGCGAUGAUUAUGGGGUCCCAGUUCAGGGUCGGAUAGUAUAUGAUACAACAAAUCCUAAUUUAAUUUCAUCACGAACUGAUAAUGGGCUACGGACUGGUCAAUAUUCUGAAAGAAAUAAUGAUAACAGGUGUCAUCAUCACAAUAUAACGCCCUUGUAUGAAAUACAUAGUUUAGAUCUUGUUAAACAAUUUCCAUUAGAUUAUAUGCAUCUGGUUUGUUUAGGUGCUGUGCGUCGUAUUUUAUAUUAUUUCAAAGGCUCAUAUCCACGUAUAUAUUCAGGAAGAUUAUCUGCUGCAAACUUAAUAAAAAUUUCUAAUCGUCUAAGUCAAAUUAAAGGAAAGCUACCUUCAGAGUUUGUAAGACAGCCUCGUGAAUUGACUGAGGUUAAUCGUUGGAAGGCAACUGAACUUAGAACAUUUCUUUUAUAUACUGGUAUUGUUGUUCUUAAGAAUGUUUUAAAUCCUAAAACAUACAAGCAUUUCUUAAGUUUAGUGCUUGCCAUUCGUAUGUUAUGUGAAGAGAAUAUAAAUUUGAGGCAGACUUAUUUAAAUUCAGCACGUGAAUUAAUUAACUAUUUUGUAACCAAUGCCCAUGAACAUUAUGGUAAUACCUUUACCGUUUACUGUAUUCAUAAUCUGAAACAUCUUCCUGAUGAUGUUGAAUAUUUUCAAUUGCCUCUUGAUGCUUAUUCUUGUUUUCGAUUUGAAAAUUAUUUGCAAACUAUAAAGCGUCUAGUGCGCGGUAAAAAAAAUCCAUUAAAAGAAAUUAUAAAAAGACUUGAUGAGUUGAAGGGAACAUUACAAGAAAACUCUACUCAUAUAACAAAACUUGAUUGUGCUAAAAACUCUUGGUUUCUUAGCAAAAAUUAUGUCUGCUUUAUAAAAGAAAUUUUACCUAAUGGUAGAUUGGUUUACAAUGCCUUUAAAAAGACUGAGCUAGAUAAUUUUUUCAUAGAUUUUAUUGAUUCUAAUAAACUAAACAUAUUCGUCAUAAAAAAAGAUAAACAUCCUUUAGAGAAAAUAGAUGAUGUAGACAUUGUAUUAAGAAAAUGUGUUUGUUUGAUGCAUGAAGAUGAUCGAGUUAUUAUCCCUUUAUUAAAUAGUGCAAAUUUUAAAUGAUAAUAAAAUUGUUUAUUUGUGUUCAUAGCUGAUUUAAUAUCUCAGUUCCUAAGUUAUAGUUUUCGGAGCUAAUUUUCCAGCUCUAACAGUUUGUUAAAUCACUAACCCUAAGUAAAAAUACAUAAAUUUGGAGUGCGAUGCUGUUUUGACAUUUCAUUAUUGUUCUGAGUUGCAUAUUUUUAUAAAACUAAUUGUUUAAAAAUUUUUUAUAUUGUUUUAAAAUUGUGUUUUAAGCUGUGGUAGAAAACUAACAUACUAAUUCUAA